CCCCAAGGCAUUGGAUAAUUACUCGCAACUACCACAUCGGCCCUGGUUCAAUUUCAACUCCCGUGUUCAGACAGAGACACAACUGCAGAUACGACACCGUCUUCUUCACCCAUUUGAAGAUUUGAACUCCUGCUUCAGCUCUUGAGUUCGACCACACUAUCUGCAUUUAAUGUGAGGUACUUGAUUUGUCAUGUAUUCAUGUUAUUAUAGUACCCUUUGUUUUGGAGAAAACAGAGGAAUAAAAAAGUUGCUUGCAGAAAAUGAUUGAUGGGUUCAGUUGGUAGAGUUUAACUGUUUUGCUUUAAGAGAAAAUUCAAGAACUGGUCUGAAGUGAGCUAAAAGAAGAUGAAAUCACAUAAAUUAGGUUUCCCUUUAAUUAGAUUGAAGAAUUGGUCAGGUGGUUUGUUGAUCAUAGCUCUUGCUAUAGUCUUGUUUUUUAGCUACAGUUUUAUUGGAAUUGGAACUCAACCCCAGAAGCAAGAUGAAAAUCAAAAUCAGAAACAGAAGCAGAAGCAAUCUGCUGAUGAUUUUUUUAGAUACCAUCCAGGCAAUGAGUCUGAUACUCGAAGGGAGGUGAAAAAAGCACCACCAGUGGUACCACGGAAACCGUAUAUUGUAAAUGUUGAGGGACUUGGUGAUCUUUAUGCAAAAAAUAAUAUAUCGGAAGAAGAGGCAAAGCCCUUACUUACGUGGGCACGUAUGCGUUUACUAUUGUCUAGGUCUGAUGCUUUGUCUGAAACAGCUCAAGGGAUUAAAGAGGCUGCUGUAGCUUGGAAAGAUUUGUUGUUGACCAUUGAGAAGGAGAAGGCUUCUAAGUUCAAUGGUAGUGGUGAUGAAGUUAAAAACUGCGCCUUUUCUGUUAGUAAACUUGAUGAGAAAUUAUCGAGGAAUGGAACUGUUCUUGAGCUUCCUUGUGGUUUAGUUGAGGAUUCUUCAAUUACAGUUGUAGGCAUUCCUGAUGGGCGCUAUCGAAGUUUUCAAAUUGAACUUAUAGGCUCACAACUUUCCGGGGAGUCUAAGCCUCCAGUCAUCUUGCAUUAUAAUGUCAGUUUGCCGGGGGAUAAUAUGACAGAAGAGCCUUUCAUAAUUCAAAAUACAUGGACUACUGAGCUUGGGUGGGGCAAAGAAGAAAGGUGCCCUGCUCAUGGAUCUGCUGAUACUUUGAAAGUGGAUGAACUUGUUCUUUGUAAUGAACAAGUUAUGAGAAGCGCUUUGGAAGAGAAUCAAAAUGUGAGUCAUCCUAGUGGCACAAUAUUGACCAAUGUUUCCCAUGGAGGUGUCCAUUCAACUGCAAAUUUCCCCUUUAUUGAAGGCAAUCCAUUCACUGCCACAUUGUGGGUUGGUUGGGAUGGGUUCCACAUGACCGUCAAUGGAAGGCAUGAAACGUCAUUUGCUUAUAGGGAGAAACUUGAACCAUGGUCAGUCACUGGAGUUAAAGUGUCAGGCGGUGUGGAACUAUUAUCUGCUUUUGCUAAAGGCUUGCCUGUCUCAGAAGACCAUGAUUUAGUUGUUGAUGUUGAGCACCUCAAAGCUCCCUCAGUUUCCAGGAAAAGACUUGUAAUGUUGAUUGGGGUUUUCUCUACUGGAAAUAAUUUUGAGCGUCGUAUGGCGCUGAGAAGAUCUUGGAUGCAAUACAAGGCAGUACGUUCAGGGGAUGUAGCCAUUCGAUUUUUCAUUGGCCUUCACAAGAACAAGCAAGUAAAUGUUGAGCUGUGGAGAGAAGCUCAAGCGUACGGAGAUAUCCAAUUGAUGCCUUUUGUUGAUUAUUACGGUCUAAUCAGUCUGAAAACAAUUGCAAUUUGCAUAAUGGGGACAAAAAUCCUCCCUGCUAAAUAUGUCAUGAAAACAGAUGAUGAUGCUUUUGUUAGGAUUGAUGAAAUUCUCUCUACCCUUAAGGAAAAAGCAUCUGAUGGGCUCUUGUAUGGUCUUAUAUCUUUUGAAUCAUCACCUCAUCGGGAAAAGGACGGCAAGUGGUAUAUAAGUAAGGAGGAAUGGCCACAUGCUUCAUACCCUCCGUGGGCCCAUGGUCCAGGUUAUAUUAUUUCCAGGGACAUUGCAAAAUUUAUCGUUCGAGGGCACCACAAAAGAGAUCUCAAGCUUUUCAAACUAGAAGAUGUAGCAAUGGGUAUAUGGAUUGAACAGUUUAAGAAUAGUGGUCAAGAAGUGCAUUAUUUGAGUGACGACAGGUUUUACAAUGCUGGAUGUGAAUCAAAUUACUUUCUCGCGCAUUAUCAAAGCCCAAGGAUGUUGUUAUGCCUUUGGGAGAAGCUGCAGAAAGAGCGCAAAGCUCUCUGCUGUGAGUAAAUAUCAACCAUGAACCUUUGAAUGAGUUUUAACUCUUAAACAAAAGUCGAUCUCACUUGCAGUUCAUACAAAUAUGCUGUCAGUCACCAUGUGGAUUUGUGUUGGUUACAGUAAAGGUUGGACUGAUUCUAAAUUAUACACAGAUAGUUUAGUCUCAUGUUAUUUGUUCAUUGGUUGUUCAUUACAAUUGUAAUAUUUGAUGGAAAGACUGUUGUUGAUUGAGCUUGUUGGUGUGGUCACAAACUUGAUAUGAAAUUCGGAAUGGCCAUUUUGAGCUUUUCAAAACCA
Molecule: messenger RNA, 2592 nt
Organism: Pistacia vera
Lineage: Eukaryota; Viridiplantae; Streptophyta; Magnoliopsida; Sapindales; Anacardiaceae
Product: hydroxyproline O-galactosyltransferase GALT3
Exons: 8
Coding region: 346-2304 (652 amino acids)
Cellular component (GO): Golgi membrane
Molecular function (GO): galactosyltransferase activity; carbohydrate binding
Source: RefSeq, a predicted model, not a curated record